Messenger RNA from Eurytemora carolleeae, 1321 nucleotides. RefSeq lists its product as uncharacterized. Bases 430 to 954 code for a protein of 174 amino acids. NCBI's taxonomy places the organism in Eukaryota, Metazoa, Arthropoda, Copepoda, Calanoida, Temoridae. The record is from RefSeq and is a predicted model, not a curated record. The transcript has 13 exons.
UUGGACGAGGUGGAGCAGAGCUUUCUACCAGGAGGACAAGCUCUUCUUACAUUCAAGAUUGUCGUAGAGUCUUACAAAUAUUCAAAGGAACUGGAAGUUAUUGACUACAAGAACAACAGCCUGGUGGUUGAUGUUGUUACGGCAUUAACGGCAAAAGUUCAGAACUCCAAUAUUACAACGGCCACUGAUGUAGUCAUUAAUUAUAUCAGGAAAUUCCGUAGUGUAGACAUACCCCUGGUAUACGGGUAUAUAGUAUUGGGAGAUGAACGGGCUGCAAGAGAUCUAGAAAUAUAUCUUCAAACAGAGAUCGACGUAGAUGAUAUUGAACUUGAUAUCCAUCGAGGAAGGAUUUCAGCUGUGAAAAGUGUGGAUAAAAAUUCUGUUGUUGAAUUGGUGAUUCAGCUGUUAGGGGAACCAUGGCCUUACAGUAUGAACGACGAAAGAAGUGAUCACAGGAUGAAUUUAACUGAUGUAUUUCUUCACCUGAUCCAACCCAAGUUCAAGAACGUAUUUGGAGAACACUAUUAUAGGACCGUGAUCAGCCACCUGGAUAAAACUACAGAAAGUAUUAUUGUGAUAUCUCACAUCCUACUUGACCCGGACCAAGAAAACCUGUAUCAUGCAACUAAAAUAUGGUACUCCGAGCUUGGUUAUGUGACCUUUGGACGUUGGAAACUGUUCCCCAGUAAUCUCGAGGUCACGAGGUCAAGGGUAGUGCCCAUCAGAUACUAUCCCUUUCUCUCGGAUAGAAGCUACCUAGCUCCUCAAGCUCCUGAGUUUCAGAACGUAUCUCCUAUCCUCACUAUUACCCUGCCAUCAGCCAUAGUUGUGUUCUGCUGCAUAAUAAUUGUUGUGGGGACGCUAGUCUUUAUGCAUUGGUUUGCUUUCGAAAAGGAUUCUGACAGAUAUAAGAUAUUUGCUACGGAUGCCAAAAAAUCCCCAAAAUAUCCAUAAAAAAACUAUUUUUUUUUCUCGCAAGUUCUGAGUUGGAAUUUAUCCAAGGAGAGAUUCAGUUUUCGCUUUUUAUAAAUUCCAAUUUACAUCUUUUAAAAGCUUCUUGUAGUCAUUAAAAAUUUUAGAUUAGAAGACGAACCGAAUAUCGGGAAUAACCAUAUUUAACCCUAUCCCUGCUGGGGUACUUGGGGAGGGGUCAAGUUGACUUGGAGGUCAACUUGUUUCAUGUCCAAAUAUGACAAAUAAUACAUCAUUGGAAAGCUUGUAUGCUCUACUUUUAUUAUCUGCAAAAAAAGCAAAUUUGCAAAAUUUUACAUUUUUUUGAAAAAUUGAGUUAGUAAAAAUGUUUGCAUAAAAAAUUGAGCAA